Molecule: messenger RNA, 1399 nt
Organism: Cavia porcellus (domestic guinea pig)
Lineage: Eukaryota; Metazoa; Chordata; Mammalia; Rodentia; Caviidae
Gene: Tmprss11d
Product: transmembrane serine protease 11D
Exons: 9
Biological process (GO): proteolysis
Cellular component (GO): plasma membrane; extracellular region
Molecular function (GO): serine-type endopeptidase activity
Source: RefSeq, a predicted model, not a curated record
AGGCCAGCAACAGUGUCAUCUAACUCGAGAUUCCUGAACCCCUGGGUAGUCUUCUUCACUGUGUUCGCGGUGGUGGGGAUCCUGGCCAUGAUUGUAGGACUGCUCAUUCACUUUUUAGCUUUUGAUCAAAAAUCUUGCUUUUACCACAGUGAUGUUCAAAUAAUGAAUGUUGAAUACAAUGAUCAGUUAAGCUCACCCGGUACACAAGAAUACAGGAUUUUGAGUGAAAGGAUUGAAUCUAUGAUCACUAAUGCAUUCCAGCAGUCCAAUUUAAGAAAUCAGUUUAUCAGAGCCCAUGUUGUAAGACUGAGGCAAGAGGGUAACGGUGUGGUAGCAGAUGUUGUCAUGAAGUUUCGAUUCAGUAGACGUAACAAUGGAGAAUCCAUGAAAGCCAGAAUUCAGUCUAUUUUACAGCAAAUGCUGAAUAACUCUGGAAACCUGGAAAUAAGCCCUUCAGCCGGGGUAACAGAAAUUAACGACCAGGAAACAGAAAAUAUGUUUACUCAAGCAUGCGGGGCCCGUCCAGACCUGAUGACGCUGUCUGCAGAGAGAGUCGUUGGAGGUACUCAAGCUGACCAGGGCGACUGGCCGUGGCAAGUCAGUCUGCAGGUCAACGGUGGCCAUCGCUGCGGAGGCGUCCUGGUCAGCAACCAGUGGGUCCUGACUGCAGCCCACUGCUUCAGAAGCUACCCUAAUGCUCAACAAUGGACUGCCACCUUUGGUAUUUCCACAACCUCUCCUACUCUGAGAGUGAGAGUGAGGACUAUUUCAAUCCACAACAAUUACAAUCCUGUGACUCAUGAGAAUGAUAUUGCAGCUGUGCAGCUGGAAAGGGCUGUCACCUUCACCAGGGAUGUUCACCGAGUAUGUCUCCCCGCAGCCACCCAGACUGUCACACCUGGUUCUACAGCUUAUGUAACAGGAUGGGGCUCGAUAAUCUAUGGUGGCAACACGGUCAGAUAUCUACGGCAAGGACAAGUCCAGAUAAUAAGUACUAGUGAGUGUAACGCACCAGCCAGUUACAACGGUGCUGUCCUGCCUGGGAUGCUGUGUGCUGGCGUGCCGACAGGUGCAGUGGACGCGUGCCAGGGAGAUUCUGGUGGCCCACUAGUCCAAGAAGACUCACGGCGGCUUUGGUUCCUGGUGGGAAUAGUGAGCUGGGGCUAUCAGUGUGGUGUGCCCGACAAGCCCGGAGUAUAUACUCGAGUGACCACAUACCGUAACUGGAUUAGACAAGUAACUGGGGUCUAGCGCAACCCAUGCAUUUCUGUUGCAAAGUGAUCAAGUGCAAUAAAUGCAUCUCUGUUGCAAAGUCUGAAUGCAGGUGUGCCUGGCUACAAUUCCAAAGCUUUACUUUUCAGCAGAAAAAUAAAGCUGCGCUUGUUUCAUUUUUACAUAC